AUGAGGGCAAUUCGAAAGCCCAGGAUCCGAGGUUCCAGUAAAAGCUUGGUUUAUCUACAAGUAGACCUUAGAUUAGCCUUGGCCAUAUUCCCUCACUCCAAAAUGCAUCUCGUUUUAGAACAAAGCUCGGAUCCCAAAUCUUGUCCAGAACUUCCUUGGUCCACGGCGCACGCGCACCUUUUCUCCGGCAUCGGGGCAUGCACGUCCAUGAUUUCCCCGUGGGAACAGAUUUUGCGUGCGCACAUCCAACAAAGGCUGCGGCUUUUAGGAUUCCCGUUUGAGACGGUUAUUGAAAAAGAUUACUUUGUGAAACCUGUACUGAUUUGUCCAUACCAAGUAAUUUGA
This is a messenger RNA of Kuraishia capsulata CBS 1993, 345 nucleotides long. RefSeq lists its product as uncharacterized. The transcript has a single exon. NCBI's taxonomy places the organism in Eukaryota, Fungi, Ascomycota, Pichiomycetes, Pichiales, Pichiaceae. The record is from RefSeq and is a predicted model, not a curated record. The coding region runs from base 1 to 345 and encodes 114 amino acids.